This is a messenger RNA of Orbicella faveolata, 871 nucleotides long. RefSeq lists its product as uncharacterized. NCBI's taxonomy places the organism in Eukaryota, Metazoa, Cnidaria, Anthozoa, Scleractinia, Merulinidae. The record is from RefSeq and is a predicted model, not a curated record. Gene Ontology annotation, molecular function: xylose isomerase activity. Gene Ontology annotation, biological process: carbohydrate metabolic process.
CAAUUUGCAAAAUCAUACGAUCUCUGCCAAAGUUUUGUUUUCUGAACAAUUAUACGAGGAUUAUAGUCUCCCAUUUCAAAAUCAUGUCGUCUUUUGCACCACCGAGUAAGAAAGCCAGACGAUCGCGCAGCAACGGCACGCCAGUUGACAGCGAUGGAGAAUUUUUUCCAGGAAUAAGCAAGAUUGAAUACAAGCCUGAUGCAGGGCCCGGAGAUAAUCUCUGCUUCAAACACUACAAUCCUCAAGAGGUGGUUAUGGGAAAAACAAUGGAAGACUGGUGUCGAUUCUCAGUCUGUUUCUGGCACACAUUCAGGGGCACAGGUGCUGACCCAUUUGGUUUUCCUACAAUUUCAAGACACUGGGAUGAUGGAAGCAACAGCUUAGAAAAUGCAAAACGAAGACUUCAAGCAGCAUUUGAAUUUUUUGAGAAACUUGGUGUGAAAUAUUAUACAUUCCAUGACAGGGACAUCGCCCCUGAAGGAGAAAACUUGGAAGAGACAAAUGCUAAUCUAGAUCAGCUCACUGAUCUUGCUCUUGAGCUGCAAGAGAAGACUGGCGUCAAGUUACUUUGGGCAACAUGCAACCUUUUUGCCAAUCCAAGGUACAUGAAUGGAGCAGCUUCUAACCCUGAUGCCCAUGCAUUUGCUCAUGCCGCUGCUCAAGUCAAGAAAGGGUUGGAGAUUGCCAAAAAACUAGGAGCAGAAAAUUUUGUUUUCUGGGGUGGACGUGAGGGUUACCAUACCUUACUUAACACUGAUGUCCGGAGAGAGCUUGACCACAUGGGCAGGUUUUUCCAGAUGGUUGUAGGUGAGUACAAUAGUACAUCACCAGAAUUGCUGGAUAUAUGUACAGUCAAAUCUCUUUAAUAAUA